Molecule: messenger RNA, 1638 nt
Organism: Kluyveromyces marxianus DMKU3-1042
Lineage: Eukaryota; Fungi; Ascomycota; Saccharomycetes; Saccharomycetales; Saccharomycetaceae
Product: fungal specific transcription factor domain-containing protein
Exons: 1
Coding region: 1-1638 (545 amino acids)
Biological process (GO): positive regulation of transcription by RNA polymerase II
Cellular component (GO): nucleus
Molecular function (GO): transcription cis-regulatory region binding; DNA-binding transcription factor activity
Source: RefSeq, a predicted model, not a curated record
AUGGAUAACAGAAGAAUAGUAGGACGAAUUUCCAAUUCGAGAUCUAGGAAUUCAAAAAAAGCACCUUUGACACUGAAAUGGGGUGGACGUCCUUAUAAGAAUAAGAAUAAGGUGAUUAACAUACCAGAAAAUACAAAGCUAGUUAAUGGGAUACUAGUUGCCAAAGAUGAAGGUAAGACAGUAAGUGCUAGUAACUUGAAUAUCAAAAAUCUUAUUGUUGUCAAUGAAGGAACUCAAUUCCUAUGUUCCAAAAAAAGGCGCUCGAAACAAACAGGUACCAAACCUCAGUGUAAUGAAGAAAAUUCAGCUUCAGAAAAUUCUCUUGAGUUAUUCAAUGGAUACUCUCCAAUGAAUGAUCUUUGGUUUUCUCCAUUGCAGGUUUUUGGAAGUCCUGGUCUCACUGAACUUUUUUCUUUCUACGUGCAAGAGACAUCACAAAUAUUUAUUGUAUCCAAUAGUGCUAAUACUGUGAACCCAUUCAAAACCACUCUCCCUCAAAUGGCGAUAGCGAAUAAAAUCGUCAUGAAAUUACUAGCUGUCUUGGGCGGUCAACAUAGAAAGAAGUUCGGGUACCAGACGGACAGAAUAGAAGAAGACAAAGUGAUGAAGCAACUAUACGAUGAAAGUUUAUUAGAGUUGGAGAGAAGGGUCGUAGAUCCGCAAGAGAAAUUCAGCUUUGUUACUCUAGCAUGUAUAUUGAUUCUAGCCUCCAUAGACAUUUUCUUUGAUCAAAAGCAGGGACUUUGGAGGACUCACCUUUAUGGAGCAAAAGACAUACUUUUAGAGAAGUUGAAAAGGAACAGCGAGUGGACUGACGUGGUAAGUCAAAGACAAAAAAUAUCUUACAGUGUAGGGGAGGAUAGAGAGAGCUUCUUAACUAGGUGGUUUAUGUACCUCAAUGUGAUCAGUUUACUGUCGUCUCCGAAAGCCACAAGGCAGGCAGAGAUCUUCCAGCAAAUGGACUUAGAUUUUUGUCCUUCUGCUGACAGAAAUAACAAUUUGCUAGCCAGAGAGGACUUAAAAGAUAUCCAACCCACUAGUGGGAUGGAACCACGUAUUUUGGCAUAUCUAUCCAGAAUUUCACAAAUGGUUUUCGAGAAAGACAAAAUUACUUCUGCUAACGGCAUGGAAGAGCUAAUGACACAGGCCAUUGAGUUGGAUUACGAAAUCUCUAACUAUCUUGUCACCAGUGAGAGGGAAAGAGAUGAAGUGCUUAAAAGUGUCCAACCAACAACCAAGAAUUUGCGUAUCUAUCAAUUCUUGAGAUGUACAAAUCUAUUAUUCGGCCUCACUGCGCUUCUACUGCUGCGACGCAGAAUACUGAAUUUAUCUCAACGUACGACCCUUGUAAAAGAACUACUAACCAGAAUCAGUGCACUUCUACGUGAUAAGGUUCCCUUAAACUCUCCUGCAGAGUCUUGCCUUUUGCUCUGCAUUUUUUCGUGUGGAUGUGAGCUUAUAGAUAGCUCUUUGGUCUCACUGAGAGAUGUUUAUAUAAGGCAUCUCGACAGUCUAAUGAAAGGCGGGAUUUCAGGCGCAAAGAUAGCGAAAACUGUAAUGGAAGAAUGCUGGGAAACAGGAUUGCCUUGGUGGGAGGUUUUAAAGACUAGGAAGCAACAUAUCAGCUUUGCAAUUUAG